Messenger RNA from Prunus persica (peach), 2787 nucleotides. RefSeq names its product probable mediator of RNA polymerase II transcription subunit 37c. The record is from RefSeq and is a predicted model, not a curated record. Lineage: Eukaryota; Viridiplantae; Streptophyta; Magnoliopsida; Rosales; Rosaceae. Bases 964 to 2550 code for a protein of 528 amino acids. The transcript has 2 exons. Gene Ontology annotation, biological process: protein refolding; cellular response to unfolded protein. Gene Ontology annotation, molecular function: ATP binding; ATP-dependent protein folding chaperone; ATP hydrolysis activity. Gene Ontology annotation, cellular component: cytoplasm.
ACGUCUAUAACGUGAUGAUCAGAGCAUAUGCGUGUACAAAAAUCAGUGUUGCGGAUGAAACUCUUUCUUCGUUUGGGUGGUUGUUGCUGUAUAAGCAAAUGCUCUGCGAUGGCAUUUCCCCUAAUUGUCUCAAUUUUCCGUUCCUUGUAAAAGAAUGCACGAGUAGGGUUGAUGGCUGCACAGGCCGGAGCUUCCGUGCACAAGUCGUUAAGUAUAAUGUUUUUGUUCAAAAUUCGUUGAUUGGUAUGUACUCUGCAUGUGGGUUUCUGAAUAGUGCACGUACCUUGUUUGAUGAAAUGUUGGAAAGGGAUGUUGUUUUGUGGAACUCGAUGAUUAAGGGGUAUUUGAGAAGUGGGAAUCAUGAUGGCGCAUUGAAUCUGUUUGGGAAGAUGAACGAGAGAGACAUUAUUACUUGGAAUUCCAUGAAAUGCAGUUCUAACAAUUGCCAGUGUCCUUGCAGCUUGUGCUCAUCUUGGUGCAAUUGAUCAUGGAUUCAUGGGAUACGGGUGCAUAGGUACCUGAGGAGAAGUGGCCUGGAGAGUGAUGUGGUCAUUGGGCAGCUCUGGUUGACGUGUGUGGUAAGUGCGGAUGUGUGGACAAAGCGUAUACUUGAUGACAAAGUCGUAAGUAUGGUUCUGAAAAGCAGCCCAUCCAAGACCAAUACUAGUAGGUUAUUUUAUUUCUGGGUACCUGAAUAUAACAGAUUUCCAAGUAAUUUUACUGUAUUAUGUUGGAAAUAGUGGUACGUAGAAUAUGGAACCAAAAUAAAUUCUUUGUAAGGCCGAUUACAUUUCCCAACAAGUAUUUCUCUGAUCUAUUAUUACCACUCAGACCGCUCUAUAUUACAGAAGUCACAGACUGAGGCACUCACCCAAGCAAGCAUAUAUUCUCUUCUUCAUUCUCUUCUCUGCCACCAUUUUUCUUCCUUGCUAUUCUUCUUUCGGUUUAUUUUUUUAGCUGACAAUGGAGGGAGAAGAUAAAGCGGGCCAUGCAAUCGGGAUUGACCUAGGGACAACAUACUCUUGUGUGGCUGUGUGGCAGCAUGAUAAUAUAGAAGUUAUAGUGAAUGAUCAGGGCAACAGGACCACUCCUUCUUAUGUUGCUUUCACAAAUACUGAGCGCUUGAUUGUUGAUGCUGCAUACAAUCUGGUAAUAAGAAACCCCACCAACACCAUCUUCGACGCAAAAAGGUUAAUUGGUAGGAGGUUCAGUGAUGAAUGUGUUCAAAAUGAUAUGAAGCAUUGGCCAUUCAAGGUCAUUCAAGGUCCUGAUGAUAAGCCAAAGAUUGUGGUUACCCACAUGGGCGUAGAGAAACAAUUCUCUGCUGAAGAAAUCUCAUCUCUGGUUCUUGUAAAAAUGCGGGAGAUUGCUGAGGCCUAUCUUGGUUCAACUGUGAAAAAUGCAGUUAUCACGGUCCCUGCCUACUUUAACGACUCACAGCGACAGGCUACGAAAAAUGCAGGUGCUAGUGCUGGGCUAAAUGUGAUGCGUAUCAUCAAUGAGCCGACUGCUGCAGCCAUUGCUUAUGGGCUUGACAGGAAGUCCGGUUGGUAUAGCAAGAGAAAUGUGAUGAUAUUUGAUUUUGGUGGUGGUACUUUGGAUGUUUCACUACUUACCAUAGCUGAUAGUGUCUUUGAAGUGAGGGCCACUUCUGGAGACACUCAUCUAGGAGGUGGUGACUUGGAUAACAGAAUGGUGAAUUAUUGUGUUAAGCAAUUCAAUAGGAAGCAUAAAGUGGACAUUAGUGGAAACUCCAAGGCUCUUAUGAGGUUAAGAAAUGCUUGUGAGAAGGCGAAGAGGAGGCUUUCAUUUAUGUCUGAGACUGACAUUGACAUUGACAUUGAUUGUUUGGAUCGGGGUGUUGAUUUCUGCUUAAAUAUUACCCGUGCCAAAUUCGAGCAACUCAACAUGGAUUUCUUUGAAAAAUGCAUGGAGCCUGUGGAGAAGUGUUUGAAGGAUGCUACUAUGGAUGUAAGCAGCAUCCAUGAUGUUGUCCUUGCUGGUGGCUCUUCUAGGAUCCCCAAGGUCCAACAACUAUUGCAGGAUGUGUUCAAGGGGAAGGAGCUGUGCAAGGGCAUUAAUCCUGAUGAGGCUGUGGCAUAUGGUGCUGCUGUUCAAGCUUCCGUCUUGAGUGGUGGGAAUCUAACUGGGAAGCUUCAAGACUUCACUCUUUUGGAUGUCACCCUUCUCUCACUUGGUGUGGAGACUACUGUAGGACCUCACAUGUCAGUUGUGAUUCCAAGAAACACCAGAAUUCCUGUCAAGAAGAAGAAUGUUUUUUAUACGAUCUAUGACAACCAAAAGACUGUCUCGUUCCCCAUUUUUGAGGGUGAGAGUAAAACAACCACGGAAAAUAACUUUUUAGGCUCAUUUUGCCUGAAGGACAUUCCUCCAGCCCCAGCGGGUGUUCCUGGAUUUAAAGUUUGCUUUGAAAUUGAUGCGAAUGGUAUCCUGAGUGUCUCUGCGGAGGAUAAGUCUACCGGCCAAAAGAAGGGUAUUACAUUCAACCGUGACAGAAGAACUUCUGAAGGAAUUGAGACAUUGCCUUAAGAAAGUCUCUAGACAUAUGUAAGAGAAACGUUAAUUUCUGGCAUGUAAGGCCAAAAGAUGGAGCCAAUGUGUGAGUUUGUGGCUCAAAAUCUUGUAUUCCUAUCUAUCCAUCUUACAUUGGAUUUACUGAUAUGCUGAACUUGUGAAGGUAUUGAGACAGUCAUGUAAGGCACAUUAAUUUAUGCCAUGCUAAUAUUGAAAUAGCAUAUUAAAUCAAUUUGAUGUUGUUUAGGGGUU